AUGAACAGCAUUGCCGUUCUGCGAAUGUUUUUGUGUGUAUCAGUCGCAGCUACGUUUGUAGAAGCUUCUACAAGUAUAAAUCCAAAAUCGUUUAUUCACGAACUUUCCAAGCGUACCACCAGCGCGAACGGAAUAAAUAUCCGACUUCGGCGAUCGUUACAGCCGGACACCGUCGACUUCUCGUUUCAAAGUUUUUCCUCUGAAACCUUGCUAGAACGCGUGGCAAGAUCAAGCUCACGAUUCAGCGCCAGCUUCAGGAAAUCGGCGAUACCACACAGAGGCACAACAUGCAACACCUGCUUGUUGACAAGACGGAACCAUAGACAUCGGCUUCCAAGAAGAAGGGGCUGCCAUAACAAAACUUACACCCGUAUUCAAAAAUGCGAAGGAUACUGCGAGUCAUACGAAAUUCCUAAAGUCAACGAUAGGAUUGAAAGAAUACACUCAGUUUGUACUGCGCAGACGACGCGAACAGUGAGAGUUGUCAAUCCGUAUUGCGAACCCGGAGUAAACCCUUUUUUUUACAUCACCGUCCCCACAUCUUGUAACUGUAGAAAUUGCGAUCCGACCAGGGCGAUAUGCUUGUAA
Messenger RNA from Ciona intestinalis (vase tunicate), 588 nucleotides. NCBI's taxonomy places the organism in Eukaryota, Metazoa, Chordata, Ascidiacea, Phlebobranchia, Cionidae. The record is from RefSeq.